Messenger RNA from Polyodon spathula (Mississippi paddlefish), 1261 nucleotides. RefSeq lists its product as uncharacterized. The transcript has 3 exons. NCBI's taxonomy places the organism in Eukaryota, Metazoa, Chordata, Actinopteri, Acipenseriformes, Polyodontidae. The coding region runs from base 115 to 615 and encodes 166 amino acids. The record is from RefSeq and is a predicted model, not a curated record.
ACUUGUAUACAUCAAGACUAACACAGACAACUGCAAAAACCUACUUGUUUGGGUGCACACAUCAUAACGAAUUUUCUUUCUUUCGUGAUACAACACAGACUUGUAAGUCGCACCAUGCUGUCUGCAAGUAGCUUUGCUCGUUUUGGACCAAGCCCCUCUGUAUCGGAGCUGAGAAACAGAGAGAGGCGUUUUGUUUUGGAUUGUGUGGCUGUCGAUAGUAUUGCUAGGGAUUAUAGCCACUCUUUACCCAAACUGGGGUCUGUUAUCCCACCCUACAAUCCCCAAGCAGACAAGAACGCGAAGGGGUACUUCAGGACGAAACCAGUCCCUCCUCUGCUCAAGAGAACAGGCCAAUCUCGUGGUGGAACAUCGAUCCACGGUCGACUUGCUGAUCGCUUCAAUGAUUAUGGAGCUGCUGCCCUCUAUUUGACAAGAAGAAACACUGCUGCCGGUGCAGGUUAUUCACCAGAGCAGGUGGAUGGCCAUUCCCAGUUUCUAGCCUCAGUCAGGCCUGUUUGUGGGUACAAUGGCCUGUAUGGAUUCAGGAGGAACACCCCUUCACUGCGUAGGCUGCCCUCAGCCUUUGGAGUAGCUGAUCUCUAUCCAAUAUAUUAGACACGGAGAGCAUUCAAUGAAGUGUACAGUAGGCAGGGCAGAGGUCAUUUCAUGUAUCUGUUCAUUAUUAGGAUGCAAUGGCAAACAAGACCAAACCUUUACACGUUACUAAUUCAAAUUGAAAUAGGCAAGUGAAAAUAUGAGGGUGGUUUUGACAUGGCAAAGUGACCACUUCUCCUUUCCUCAGUCAACAGAGAUCAGGUUACUGUGCUGUGCUUUAGAAAUUAGACAGUCAUCAUGGUGGGUCUGCUUUAACCCUAUGUUGCGCACGUCAAAACAGCAAACCUGAUCAGAACUGGACCCCAAAUAAAUCACGUUUUUGUUUAAGAAAAAAAAAAAACCACAAACAUACAAUGAGAUGACCAGCAGAGAAAAUAUUCCAGCAUGUUACUUUAAAUAGUUAAAAACAUUUGUGAAUAAAACUAAAACUAAAACACUGUCUGGAUGCCUUGUAAUUGAUUGUCCAGUAUACUGGAUGAAAGGGUGGUGGUGGUGGGGGGGUUCAUUUAAAUAUACAUAUAUGGACGUAUUGGAUCAGUAAGGUAAGAAAAAUACCUGUAGAGUUUUCUAAAAUGUAGCUUCUGUGUUCAUUAAGUUAGCCCAAUUUCUACAUUGAUAUGACUAUUAUUUUCCAGUUCAUACAAUA